GACCCUUUUAAAUUCCACAUGUCCAAUAGCACUCACUUUCCCUCAUCCGUACCUCUUCUCGUCCUCUUCCUCCUCCUUCUCUUCCAAUGGCGGAUGAUCAUACGAAACACAGAAAAUGGUUUUUUGGUGUUGUCUUCCUGUUGGCUCUCUCCGGCGCCAUCUCGGCUGUGAAGAUUGUUAAGGAGCUGCCGGGUUACAACAGAGAGCUUCCAUUCUAUCUUGAAACUGGGUACAUUGGUGUAGGUGACAUGGAGGAGUCACAGCUAUUUUACUACUUCGUCGAGUCGCAGAGAAGUCCUGGACAGGACCCGAUAAUGCUUUGGCUCACCGGCGGCCUGGGUUGCUCAGUUCUCUCAGCAUUCUUUUAUGGAAAUGGUCCGGUGGAAUUCAACUAUGGCGGGUACAAUGGGAGCUUACCUACGUUGCAUCUUAAUCCAUAUACAUGGACAACGGGAUUGAGCAUAAUAUAUGUCGAUGCACCAGUUGGAACAGGAUUCUCAUAUUCGACGACAGCAGAGAACUAUGCUGUCGAUGACUACAAGUCCUCGGAACAGACUUACGAAUUUCUCAGAAAGUGGUUGAUGAAGCACCCUCAAUACUUGGAAAACAUACUCUACAUCGGCGGCGAUACUUACUCGGGCAUUCCCCAUCCAAUGAUGGUCGAAAAGAUACUCAAUGGUAACAAUGCCGGAGGUUAUGUGCUCGGGAAUCCAAAGACUGAUGAUUACAUUGAUGACAAUUCACGAGUUCCAUUCGCACAUCGAAUGACUCUCAUAUCCGAUGAACUAUAUAAGGAUGCUAAAGAAGCCUGCAAGGGGGACUAUGUUAACAUAAAUGCUAGUAGUGCGGAUUGCUUAACAUAUAUUGAUGAGAUUGACGACAUGCUUGUUGACAUAGAUGUUAUGCAAAUUCUUGAGCCACUCUGCAAAACUGCAUCCUCAAGACCUGUCGAAUCUAUGAAGGGAAAUCGAAGAUUGCUGGAGGACUACAAAGGAUUUCUUGCUGCGCAAGCUAAACCCGCUUACUGGUGUCGGGAAUACAAUUAUGUUCUAUCUGACAUCUGGGCAAACAACAAGGAUGUACGUGCUGCUCUCGGAGUUCGAAAGGAAACGAAAGGGGUAUGGAUGAGGUGCAAUGGAACCUUAGAUUACACGAAGAAUGUCCCUAGCACUGUCCCCUGCCAUAGAAAUCUCACCAAGUCUGCACUGCGAGCUCUCAUAUACAGUGGGGAUCAUGACUUGUCUGUGACACACAUCGGUACUCAAAACUGGAUCUCCUCUCUGAACUUGACUGUCUACAGCGAUUGGAGACCUUGGUUCAUCGAUGGGCAAAUAGCAGGGUACACGGUAGAAUACAUCAACAAUGAUUUCACUCUCGAUUAUGCAACUGUAAAGGGGGCAGGACAUGUUGCUCAGGAGUACAAGCCGAAGGAGUGUUACGAGAUGAUAGAUAGAUGGCUUGCUUAUUAUCCAGUCUGAUUAUAAUCAAUUCCAUUAGAAGAACUUCCCUAGAAAUUAAUAAGUUCGAUUGCUUGCCACUUAAGCAAACUAGCCAUAAUUUUGUGAACAUAUACAAGUACGUAUAAUGAGCAAUUUGUACGGGCUACUUUCCGUUUAUCAUAGAAUCCGUCUUUUGAGAUUCAGUUCAUUGUUUCAACAUUCGAUAUAUUUGAUAUUAUUCUGAGUGAAGGUUGCGAAGG
This is a messenger RNA of Punica granatum (pomegranate), 1699 nucleotides long. The record is from RefSeq and is a predicted model, not a curated record. Lineage: Eukaryota; Viridiplantae; Streptophyta; Magnoliopsida; Myrtales; Lythraceae.